Messenger RNA from Platichthys flesus (European flounder), 3458 nucleotides. RefSeq names its product blood vessel epicardial substance (gene popdc1). Gene Ontology annotation, molecular function: cAMP binding. The record is from RefSeq and is a predicted model, not a curated record. Gene Ontology annotation, cellular component: sarcolemma. The transcript is spliced from 8 exons. NCBI's taxonomy places the organism in Eukaryota, Metazoa, Chordata, Actinopteri, Pleuronectiformes, Pleuronectidae. The coding region runs from base 267 to 1352 and encodes 361 amino acids.
UAGGUGUUGAUUUGAGCUCUGUCUCCCCUUGUCGGAGCUAUGAGACAUUGCAGGCGCACUGCUCUCGCCUUCUUGCCUAUUUUAGUCUCCUCACUGAGGAAUGUGCGACGCACACUGUGCAGCCCUGACGCGAGGAAGCAGCCGCAGCCACAGCACCGUCUCUGCCCCUUCUUCCUCGGAACCAGCCCCUCAUCCUCUGCCGUGCACAGCCCCGCUUCACCCACACCAGCCCGGGGAAACGUUUCUAAGGUGACCCCUGCUGAAGGAUGUCCUCCCCCUCGGAUCAACCCCUCCUCUCCUUCACCGGCCUGCCCCCCUUCCCCUCGCCCACGCCAGGAUUCGCCCUCGUGCCCAAUGCUACCUCGUGCGAGGAGUGGGAGCAGACCCACCACCUCCUCUUCCAUCUGGGAAACCUGUCGCUGCUGCUGGGCCUGGUCAUCCCAACCACCAUGGGCCUGCACAUGAUCCUGCUGCGCCUCCUGCUGAUGACAGGAUGUGGUUUCUACAUUGCCUGGGCGGCUCUGUAUAGGUGCAACCUGGAUGUGAUGGUUUGGAACGUGGUUUUUCUGGUGGUCAACUUCAUGCACCUCUUCUACCUCCUGUACAAGCGAAGGCCAAUUAAGAUCGACAGGGAGCUGCGGUCGGUCUACAAGCGGAUGUUUGAGCCGCUCCAUGUGAAGGAGGCUCUGUUUCAGAGGCUCACGGGACAGUUCUGCACCAUCCAGACACUGAAGAAAGGCCAGGCCUACGCUGCGGAGGACAAGACGUCCGUGGACGAACGCCUCAGCAUUCUCCUCAAAGGAAAGAUGAAGGUGUCGUACAGAAACCAUUUCCUCCACAACAUCUACACCAACGCUUUCAUUGAUUCUCCAGAGUUCAGGUCCACUCAGAUGCACAAAGGAGAUAAGUUCCAGGUGACCAUCGUGGCUGAGGAGAACUGUAAGUUCCUGUGCUGGUCUCGAGAGAGGCUCACCUACUUCCUGGAGUCAGACACUUUCCUCAGUGAGGUGUUCCGCUACCUCAUUGGCAAAGACAUCACCAAUAAACUGUACUCUCUGAACGACCCCACCCUCAGUGACAAGGCACUGAAGAAGAUGGACCGUCAGCCCAGCCUGUGCUCGCAGCUGUCUAUGAUGCAGAUGAGGAACAGCAUGGCGAGCGCCAGCGACACCGAUGAUGUUCUGAACCAGAUCCUACGAGGAGGAUCUGCUGGAUCGUCCGUCCAAAAAUCUCCUGGCACCAAGGCCUCCAAGAUGAACCCCAUAGAAGAAGCCAUGGAGGAUGACGUUUUCAAAGAAUCUGCUACCUCCGAUUCUCAGCGUAUGCCCAGCACGUCCACUGAGGAAGUGUAGUCCGCAGGGGACGAAUGGACACAAUCACAAUUAUUAAGUUGGUGUGUUUUUCAACCUAACAUCCAGAGCCUGAUUGAACGCCAACAUGGCUGAUUCUAACGAAAUGUCAAAAGACAUGUGUGUGGUCAUGUAGAAUUGUGUCUUCAAUUUGUAGUUUCUCCACCAUAGAGCACUGACAAGUUAUAUGUAUGAUGUAAAAUGUCAGCACAAAUCUUGAUCACAAUUCAUUCAAAUCUAAGUUAUGAAAAGUUAAUGUUUUUAAGUAAACAAAUAAUGUUGGUAUACCUAUUUUUAUGAAAGUUGCGUCAGUUGAUUAAUUUGGCUCAAUUAUUGUGAAGAUGGAGGACAUGACAUCUCGGAAAUGUGACGCAAAAACAUCUGGAUCACCCCCUGGUGGCUGGAUGGAGUAUAGGCCCCAAAUCCCACGUCCUCCCUGUUUUUCAGAAAAUGGUCUCUUACAUGCUAGGUUUUUAUUAAGGUAUUUGAUGCUAUAAAAAGUGGGUGUGACCUUGUGAUUGACAUUGGUUAUGGCUUCACUUCCGAUCACACGGCACAGAAUCUGGCUCUAAACUACAUCAACAGUGCAAGAUAGCGGCAUAUGUGUGCUGGAAAUAAUGGCUUAGUUUUUGUUCAGUUGGAGGAAGUGGAGUUGUGUCGUCAAUCUUUAUAUACAGACAUUGAUUUGAUCGCAGCCGAAGAAGAUGGAACCAGAGAUAUUAUAUCUUUGUAUUCCCUCAUGGCAAUCAAUAUCACAUUCUUAUCACGUUCUAUUAACGACAUAUACGUAUUUUCAAGUGAUAUAUAAGUUACAGUAUGCUAGAGUUCUUUGAUCAUCAAAAGAGAAUGAGAGCAAUUCCUUCUGGAGAACAUAACUGAUCAGUUUCUUUUCUCUGUGUGAUAAAAGCAUUGAUAAAAAUCCAUUUUGAAUGUAUUUUUUGUUUUAUAAGCACAAGCAUACAUCUCAACAUCCACAAAUAGCUUUUCUUAGUGUGGAUUUUCUUCAGAAAAUAUUUUAUCUGUGUGUUAUAUAUUCUUGUUUAAAUUUUUGUACUAGAAACCAGUGCACUGUGUGUGUUCAAUAAACGUUUGUUUUUAAAUGUAAUUUGGGAACUGAGUUGUAAAAAGGUAUCCUAGUAGUGUAGUGCCCCCCUGUGGUCACAAUGUGUGCUUAUCUCAUCACAGUAGGGUCUUGAACUAAUUUAUAUUAAUACAACACUGAAACUUAAAAAAAUAAAAAUUCAUUAAAUCAUUUUCUGAUGAGUAAAACAAUAUAACCACAUUGGAACAUGUGUCUUGUUUGAAUGUUACAUGUUAGAGGUGGAAAACUCAUAUAGGCGGAGUAGUGUGCACAACUGGUAGGAAUUAGGAUGCUCCACAAACAAGAUUCAAUUAGGAACAUAUUCCUAAAUAGCACUUUUAGGAAAGAUGUCUGCAUGACAUCUCCACCUGUGGGAUAAACCUCUGAGGAGUCAGUCGAAAAGCUCAUUACAAAAACUAUACAAGCAAACUUUCCAGGGGAGGUCAAACCUGAAAAACUUAAGAGUACCCAAAAAGUAGGUUCACAGUGAACUUGUUGCCAGCUCUGUUCAUCACUAACAUUUUCCUGAUCACAGAAAAAGCAGCAGUCUUUGGCGUGGGGUUAGCUAAAGUUAAUCUCAACAGCCAAUCCUCCAUUUCUCAUAAUUGAUGUUAGCCCUGAAUCACACAAAAGAAAUGUUACAGUUAUGUUUAAACCAUUUUGUUGCACAGUUGCAAAUACAUGGAGAUGAAAACUACUUUUGCAGAUUCAAAAUAGGAAGAUGAGGUCCCACUGCCAUUUAAGAGUAAAAAUAAUAUAACUAAUGACAACAAGAAUCUCACUAGAACUGGGGAGUGGUUUAUGUGUGUCUCCGUGUGUGUGUCUGUCCAUGUAACUGCUACGUGUAGAAAGCAGCUAGGAGGAAGAUACAAAUUCAACAUCAGAAAAAGAAAGACUGACAAGUGCAAAUGACAAACUGUGACCUGCAAAACCAAUCUAGAUGCAAAUGUAUUUGUGUGCUUUACCCUGUACCACUUUCCCAUUGAGAUUACUACACAUGAGUAAACAUUAUAUUAUUUUACAUUAUA